Messenger RNA from Rhipicephalus sanguineus (brown dog tick), 1465 nucleotides. RefSeq names its product fibroin heavy chain-like. The transcript is spliced from 2 exons. The coding region runs from base 57 to 1442 and encodes 461 amino acids. Lineage: Eukaryota; Metazoa; Arthropoda; Arachnida; Ixodida; Ixodidae. The record is from RefSeq and is a predicted model, not a curated record.
CAAACAUCUCUAGACCCUGGGAUCUUUGCAGCAACAACGGUGAACGGAGCAGCACCAUGAAAGCAAUCCUCACCACAACCCUCCUCGCCUUAAUCUCGGCUAACGGUUACGGAUACCCGAACUUGGGUUUCAAGCCCGGUGCCGGAUUUGGAGGUGGCAAUUUCGGCUACGGAGGACUUGGUUUCAAGGCAGCUGGUACUGGCUAUGGAACCGGCGGUAGCUUCGGAACUGGCUUCAAGCCAGGUACUGGCUACGGCAACUUUGGCUACGGAGCAGCAGGUUUCAUGUUCGGCACUGGAUAUGGCGACGGCAGUUUUGGAUACGGAGGACCUGGUUUAAAGUCUGGUGCUGGAAACCUCGGCUACGGACCAGCUGGUUUCAAGGGUGGCUCCGGCUUCGGCGGUGGUAGUCUCGGCUACGGACCAGCUGCUUUCAAGUCUAGUUCAGGCUUCAGCGCUGGCAGUCUCGGCUACGGACCAGCUGCCUUCAUGUCUGGUGCUGGAAACCUCGGCUACGGACCAGCUGCCUUCAAGUCUGGCGCUGGAAACCUCGGCUACGGACCAGCUGGUUUUAAGUCCGGUUCAGGCUUCGGCGGUGGCGGUCUCGGCUACGGACCAAAUGGUUUCAAGACCGGUUCAGGCUUCGGCGCUGGCAGUCUCGGCUAUGGGCCAGCUGGUUUCAAGUCUGCUGCUGGAAACCUCGGCUACGGACCAGCUGGCUUUAAGGCCGGUUCAGGCUUCGGCGCUGGCAGUCUCGGCUACGGACCAGCUGCCUUCAAGUCUAGUGCUGGAAACCUCGGCUACGUACCAGCUGGUUUUAAGUCCGGUUCAGGCUUCGGCGGUGGCAGUCUCGGCUACGGACCAGGUGGUUUCAAGACUGGUUCAGGCUUCGGCGCUGGCAGUCUUGGCUAUGGGCCAACUGGUUUCAAGUCUGGCGCUGGAAACUUCGGCUACGGACCAGCUGGGUUCAAAUCUGGUGUUGGAAACUUCGGCUACGGACCAGCUGGUUUCAAGGCCGGUUCAGGCUUCGGAGCUGGCACUCUCGGCUACGGACCGGCUGGUUUCAAGUCGGGUUCAGGCUUCGGCGCUGGCAAUCUCGGCUACGGACCAGCUGGUUUCAAGUCUGGUGCUGGAAACUUCGGCUACGGACCAGCUGGUAUGAAGGCUGGUUCAGGCUUAGGAUCUGGCAGUCUCGGCUACGGACCAGCUGGUUUCAAGUCGGGUUCAGGCUUUGGCGCGAGCAGUCUCGGCUACGGACCAGCUGGCUUCAAGUCUGGUGUUGGAAACUUCGGCUACGGACCAGCGGGUUUGAAGGCCGGUUCAGGCUUCGGAGCUGGCAGUCUUGGGUACGGACCAGCUGGUUUCAAGCCUGGUGCUGGAAACUCAGGUUUCGGUGGAGGAAAAGGCUCCGGUUUUGGUGUCGGAUACGGUCCUGGCUACUGAGCUGGCGUGAGUAAAAUGGGCAC